Sander lucioperca (pikeperch) is the source of this 6225-nucleotide messenger RNA. RefSeq names its product UDP-glucose glycoprotein glucosyltransferase 2 (gene uggt2). Gene Ontology annotation, cellular component: endoplasmic reticulum. The coding region runs from base 236 to 4834 and encodes 1532 amino acids. Gene Ontology annotation, molecular function: UDP-glucose:glycoprotein glucosyltransferase activity. NCBI's taxonomy places the organism in Eukaryota, Metazoa, Chordata, Actinopteri, Perciformes, Percidae. The transcript has 42 exons. The record is from RefSeq and is a predicted model, not a curated record.
GUGGGAAAAGUGUUUGAGCGUCAGCCUCUGCCUUUUUAGCUGUCUAGCGCUGUGCCAGAUUAAAUUACAACUUUACCACCAGACACGGAUAACGGUCAGCGCGAGUCACCACAAUACGCGGCUACCCCGGCAACUUGCGGUUAGCUGCCCGAAAUACCUACCCGAAAAACCCUUUGCUUUGUAUGGAAGCGGUCAGCAUCACUAACGGGGUUCAUGUUACGUCUCGCCGGAGAUAAUGAGGAACGUUAUUGUGCUGUCACUGCUGCUGCUGAACAUACAUCAUGUCAUAUCGGCACCCAAAGGCGUCACUGCCAGUCUGAAAGCAAAGUGGAGCAUGACGCCCUUCCUCCUUGAGACAAGUGAGUUUAUUGGAGAAGAUGGGAAUGAGAAAUUCUGGCAGUUUGUUGACACUGUGAAAGAGCUCACUGUAUACAAGCAAGGAGAGUCUGUGCGCUCGUACUACAACUUGAUUCUGAAGAAGGCUGGCCAGUUCCUCACAGAUCUUCAAGUUAAUCUCCUCAAAUUUGCUCUGGCCCUACGCUCGUACUCACCAGCUGUUCAUGCAUCCCAGCAGAUAGCCAGUGAUGAGCCUCCGCCUGAGGCUUGCCCUGCCUUUGUCUCCAUCCAUGGUCAACAGAGCUGCAGUACCAAGGACAUCAAGAAGCUCCUGAAGGCAGCUGCAGGCAGGCCAAACCCAUAUUUAUUCAAGAAUGAUCACACAUAUCCAGGGGUCAGUAAAACAGGUGUGCCAGUUGUGAUCCUCUAUGCUGAGAUUGGAACCAAGAAGUUCACCUCGUUUCAUAAGGUGCUGUCAGAGAAGGCUGGAGAGGGCACACUUAUAUAUGUGCUGCGGCAUUUUGUAGCGAAUCCAAAGCCUCAAAAUAUGCUUUUAUCUGGCUAUGGUGUUGAACUGGCUAUCAAAAGCACAGAAUACAAAGCUGUGGAUGACACCAAAGUAAAAGAUUCAAAGACCGUUAUAAACGCUGAGGAUGAUAAUAAUGAUGAAGUCCAUGGGUUCAUUUUUGGAACAUUAAAGAAAUCGCACCCUGAACUCCAAGAGCAACUCGUCGAGCUUCGCAAGCAUCUCCUGGAGAGUACCGAUGACAUGGUCCCUCUCAAAGUGUGGGAAAUGCAAGAUCUUAGUGUCCAGGCAGCUGCCAGAAUCAUGUCCGUGCCAAAGUUUGAUGCCUUGAAGCUCAUGCAAGACCUCAGUCAGAACUUUCCUAGCAAAGCCAGAUCACUGACAAGAGUGGCCGUAAAGCAGGAAAUGAGAAAAGAAAUUGAGGAGAACCAAAAGCGUCUCAGUGAGACCAUUGGUGUUCACCCAGGAGACGGGGAGCUCUUCAUCAACGGACUGCACAUUGAUCUGGACAUUCACAACCCUUUCAGCAUUUUAGAAAUCCUCAGAGGAGAGGCCAGGGUCUUGGAGGGGCUUCAUAACCUAGGCAUAAAAGGAGAACAUCAGGGGAAGCUGCUGAGGUUGCCUGUGAACGCUGUGGAUGACAGCUAUGCCUUAGAUAUCAGACAUCCAGCAAUAAUGUGGAUAAAUGACAUAGAGAAUGACCCAGUGUACCGCAGCUGGCCAACAGGUGUACAGGAGCUCCUCAGAGCCACUUUUCCUGGAGUCAUCCGGCAGAUCCGACGCAAUUUCUUCAACCUGGUGCUGUUCCUAGAUCCAAUACGGGAAGAAAGUGUUGAGCUGGUGAAACUAGCAGAGCUUUUCUACAAGCACAAGAUCCCCCUGAGAAUUGGAUUUGUGUUUGUUGUCAACACCAAGGAUGAGAUUGAUGGCUUCUCAGAUGCAGGGGUUGGAUUUUACAGACUGCUGAAUUACAUUGCAGAUGAGUACGAUUUAUCCCAGGCUCUGAUGUCCAUGGUCUCAUUGUACAACAAAGUAGAUGCCGGGAAGACGCUGUCUGCCGAUACAAUUUCUGCUUACCUGAAGAGAAAAUUCCCUAAAGCCAAUGCUGAAAGGAUUCUUGGUGUAGAAUCAGAGUAUGACGACAAAAGAAAGCACGGUGCUCUCUUCUACAAAAAGAGUGGCCUGGGUGCCCUACCACUGGCUUUAUUUAAUGGAGUCCCUCUGAGCCCUGAUGAGAUGGACCCAGACGAGCUGGAAACCAUCAUCCUGCAGCGCAUAAUGGACACCACCACCGCCUUCCAGAGAGCUGUCUUUAUGGGUCAGGUGACUGACGGCUUAGAUGUGGUGGACUAUCUAAUGGAGCAGGCCAAUGUGGUUCCCAGGAUGAACCCUCUUAUUCUAAGCACUGACCGGAAGUACCUCGAUUUCACUGCUCACCCAGUUGUAGAUGACUGGGAGGAUGCAACUAUGUUUUCAUACUAUGACUCCAGAGACAAAACAGCUGUGAUGGCUAAGAGAAUGAAGUACUUUACAAAUAGUGAUGAGGAUGGGAUGAGUGCUGUGACCGUGUGGAUAGCUGGAGAUUUUGAGAAGGUCUCAGGAAGAAAACUGUUGUUCAAUGCUCUGAAACAUAUGAAGGCCAGCCCUGGAGUGCGUGUGGGGGUGAUAGAUAACCCCAGUGGAAAGCCCAGUGAAGAUAACACUGUGCUGUACAGGGCUAUCUGGGCCUCUCUCCUCACCCAGAAGAAUAAUAAGGCUGCAGCAGAGUUUGUGCAAAAACUCCUGAAAGAGGAGAGCAGCCAGCUCCUCCAACAAGGGACCAAGAUGAAGGACUUACUAAUUCAGGGCAUGGACAGAGAUUCCUUCGAGAAAAAGUUCAACACACUGGAAGUGGAUUUUAUUCGUAGUCAGCAGCUGUUUUGUCGAGACGUCCUGAAACUGAGCCCUGGACAUCAGGCAGUGAUCAGCAACGGCAGAAUCCUCGGUCCAUUUGAAGAGCAGGAAGAAUUCACUGUAGAGGAUUUCCACUUGCUGGAGAAGAUUACACUGAGCAGUUCUGCAGAGAAAGUCAAAGCCAAAGUUAAACUGAUGGGGAUGAAGCCAAAGCAAACCAGUGACUUAGUCAUGAAAGUUGAUGCCCUCUUAACUGCAGCCCCCAAAGGAGAAGUCAGGAGGGAUGUCCAUUUUAUCAAAGACAGCCACAGUGUGCUCCAUCUCUCCCCACGUGAAAAUGAGGUGUUCUAUGAUGUUGUGGCCAUCGUUGACCCCCUCACUAGGGAGGCACAGAAGAUGUCCCCUCUACUGAUUGUGCUCAGUCAAGUGGUCAAUGUGAGACUGCAGGUGUUUAUGAAUUGCAGGGCCAAGUUGUCUGAGAUGCCCCUCAAGAGCUUUUACCGCUUUGUCUUGGAGUCUGAUGUGAAUUUCUUGGCCAACGACACAGUGUCUCCAGGACCAGUUGCCCGCUUCAUGGAGCUCCCAGAAUCUCCCCUUCUCACCCUUAAUAUGAUCACACCAGAGAGCUGGAUGGUGCAGGCUGUCCGCAGCCCCCAUGACUUGGAUAACAUCCACCUGCAGGAGGUGAGCGGGGUUGUGACAGCAGAGUAUGAGCUGGAGCACCUCUUGCUGGAGGGCCACUGCUUUGACCUGUCAACCGGCCAGCCUCCCCGUGGACUGCAGUUUACCCUGGGCAUGAGUCGGGACCCGCUGAUGUAUGACACUAUUGUCAUGGCUAACCUGGGAUAUUUCCAGCUGAAAGCCAAUCCUGGUGCCUGGAUCCUGAGGUUACGUAAAGGGAGAUCAGAGGAUAUCUAUCAGAUUCUCACGCAUGAUGGAACCGAUUCCCCUGCAGAUGCUGGUGAUGUCAUUGUUGUGCUGAACAGUUUCCACAGUAAGAUCAUCAAAGUCAGAGUGCAGAAAAAGGCAGAGAAGAUUAAUGAAGAUCUUUUAAGUGAAAAUAGUGAAAGCAAAGGCUUAUGGGACUCCAUAGCAAGUGUUUGGAGCACUUUUGAGAAAAGCAUCACCGGUGGUGGCUCCAAGAAAGAUGAUGGAGAGAAGAAGAAAGAGGAUGUUCUAAACAUAUUUUCUGUGGCCUCAGGCCAUCUGUAUGAGCGCUUUCUGAGAAUAAUGAUGCUGUCUGUCCUUCGGCAUACAAAAACACCUGUCAAGUUCUGGUUCCUCAAGAAUUACCUCUCCCCAUCUUUCAAGGAGACCAUCUCUCACAUGGCAGAGUCGUAUGGCUUUCAGUUUGAAUUGGUACAGUACAAGUGGCCCCGUUGGCUCCACCAGCAGACUGAGAAGCAGCGCAUUAUCUGGGGAUACAAGAUCCUCUUCCUGGAUGUUCUCUUCCCCCUGGCUGUGGACAAGAUCAUCUUUGUGGAUGCCGAUCAGAUAGUUCGGGCUGAUCUGAAGGAUUUGAGGGAUUUCGAACUGGAGGGUGCUCCUUAUGGCUACACACCAUUUUGUGAUAGCCGCAGAGAGAUGGAAGGCUAUCGCUUCUGGAAAACUGGCUACUGGGCCUCACAUCUAGGACACAGGAGAUACCACAUCAGUGCUCUGUAUGUAGUGGAUUUAAAGAAGUUUAGGAAGAUUGCAGCUGGGGACAGAUUACGAGGCCAGUAUCAAGCCCUGAGCCAAGACCCCAACAGUCUGUCCAACCUGGACCAGGACCUUCCUAACAACAUGAUCCACCAAGUGGCCAUCAAGUCUCUUCCACAGGAGUGGUUGUGGUGUGAGACGUGGUGUGAUGACACCUCUAAAGUCACAGCUAAGACUAUAGACCUGUGCAAUAACCCAAAGACCAAGGAGCCCAAGCUAACGGCUGCAGCGAGGAUUGUGCCUGAGUGGGUUGAAUAUGACAACGAGAUAAAACAGCUACUGAGUCGGGUCCAGAAACAGGAGGGCACAGCAACGCAAAAACAGAUUCCCUCUCCCUCACAACAUAAAAAAGUAGACAACCAGCGUGAUGAACUUUAGUGCCUGCCAGCACCAUGCUGAAGAGGAAGAAGGCAGAACCUUUUUCUAACAGGCCACCUGUGAAGCUUGAAGACAGACAAUUCCAUCUAAACAUAGCCAUGCAUCCUCAGCCAGAGAACGAUGUGAUAUUUUCAGAGAUGCCAUAUCUGCUUCUGGAGUUAAUACGUCUUACAAAAUGAACACGUGAUGUAAGUGUUAACUGCCAACUGUGAACUUGUAGAGUGCUAUCAGCACUGCAGUCAGGUCUUGGUUAGUAUGUUGUUACCGGAGAAUGAAGUGAACACAGUAAGAAUAAUGGGGUGAGAUCAGUCAAAGCACUCUAUUAUGUGUGUUUGAGAAUAAUUAGUUGGCGUAUAUUGCACUGAUAAUGUACGCAAAGAAUCAAACAGAAAAGGCACAUCUUUAUGAAUCUGAUUUUAAAGUGUUAUUAAUAUUGAUAUUAAUAUGGAAAACUGUUUCAAAAAGCUAAUGCAUUUAGGUAUUGUUAAUUUGACAUUGACUGAAAUGCUCAAACCAAAGUUAUGACUGACAUAAAGCUAAUCUGUUUUAAAAUGCCAUACCUUGCUGCAAAGUUGUUACAUUAGAACCUGGUGACUGUACAAUUAUUGGGUGUAAUUUUUUAUUUUUGCUGAAGGGAGGGUAGUCUGGCUUUUUUGUAAGAGUAGGGGAGGGUCUUUUUUGUAUCUUGGUUUUUCUUACUCCAAGUCUAUUUUAGUUCAGCCUUCCCUUGAGAAAUGUAUUAUUUACAGUUUAGCCUCCGGCUUUACAGGUGUAACUUUAAUAAGAUUCUGCACAAUGUGCGUCAUGAUCACCGUCCAUGGUGCUGAUUCUGUGGCCCCCAUAAUGCAGGAGAUGUAUGACUGUCCAUCGGUUACACUGAUCAGCAGGAUCCCUGCUAUACUAUUUAAAGAUCUAUCUAAAGAUUCAGUUGUGGAUCAAAGGAUCCUCAUUUGCACACUAAAGGUCCUGGUUUAUGGGUAGGAUAUAGGAUUUUAAGUUAAUGUUUACAUCCUACCUACAUUCAGCUUCACUGCAUUACAUUUUAAGAAAUAAUUUUUCAGUGUUUGAAUUACACAAUGAACCAGUGUUUUUGUCUCAGGAAUAAGAUGGGUGUUGCUGCUCAACCGAAGACAAUAGUCUUUUUUAGUCUUAAAAGUCAAUAAAAAAAGUGGGUGCAGGAAAUCUGCUCUUAGGACACCCAUCUUUUACUGUGCUGUGUCAAAUAGAAAUGUUUAUAAUACUGUCUUGUGGAAGAAGAAAAGAUCUUUGCUACAAAACCACCAUUACAAAAUCUGUUUGUGAAUUCUGUUGUCCCCUUGUGUGGUCAGUGGAUGUGUGAUGUGAUUCAUGCUCUGAAAGGUCUACAACGAAGGGAUUUUCUUACACUGUAA